Messenger RNA from Prinia subflava (tawny-flanked prinia), 4566 nucleotides. Its product is annotated as olfactory receptor 14J1-like. The transcript is spliced from 3 exons. The coding region runs from base 2975 to 3907 and encodes 310 amino acids. Gene Ontology annotation, biological process: G protein-coupled receptor signaling pathway. NCBI's taxonomy places the organism in Eukaryota, Metazoa, Chordata, Aves, Passeriformes, Cisticolidae. Gene Ontology annotation, cellular component: membrane. Gene Ontology annotation, molecular function: olfactory receptor activity; odorant binding; G protein-coupled receptor activity. The record is from RefSeq and is a predicted model, not a curated record.
UUGAAUUCAGCCUCUAUCACACCAAAUUCUCCGUGGUUCUUCGAUGCUGCUUUUGCAGAGUUUCUUCUUAUACAUUUUCCAAGCUCUGCGGGAUAAUGGAGUCUGGAGUUGUCCCUAUACUUUUUAGCAUAUUAAUGUCGUUUUCUUUCUUUCCGCUGCAUAUGACGAAAGUUUUCCUGGAAUUGGGUGAAUAAUUCAUAUGAAAAUCUUUUGGAAUACAUUUCUUCUGGGGACAAAUAUUAUCUCAUUGUGGAUGUGUAUCGCAUGCACAUCGCAGGGGUUUCACUAGACCAAUAAUCCUCUGAGACACGCAUUUCUGGAGACAGCCAUCAUCUCUGGAACCUGAAUAAUUUGGUGCACAUCGCUUCCCUGUCACCUGGCUUUCGUAGAGAAUGCUGUAGUUUUAAUAUUUAGCACGAAUUACAUUUCAACACUUAUUACAAUACACAAAAAGGAAAAAGAGACACCUAUGAUCAGAAGAGCAUAGGAGAGGAUGAGAAUCACUGAUGUUCCAGAAGUCAAAGCUUUUCCAAUCCUUUCCUCAGGGCUUCCUUGAGAUGAGAGGUGACCACCAGAGGCCAAGGCCAGCCAGAGCUCUCUGUCCUGGCAGCUUUUGUACGGGAAAAUCCUCUCAUAUAUGGAAUUUUGCAGGGCAACUGUCAAUUUUUGCCAUGGGCACCUGGAAAGAUGGAUGGUUCUUUUCCAUAGGAAGGAAAGCACAGAGCCCCAGUGCUCCAGGGGCUGAUAAGAGGCAGCCCUCAGCAUUCCAAGAUCAGCUGGACCUGUCAGGUGGCCCCUGGGAGGCCAAACCAGCCAGAGCUGUUCCAUCUCCCCUUGGUUCCAUGAGGCCCUGCUGUGUCAUAAUGGACUUUUGGUUCCAUGAGCUUUCGCACUGUCAGCAAUGCUCUGAGUUCUGCAGUGUCACCAUGGAUCUGUUGUGAGAAAGGAGCUGAGUAUCAAACAGGCAUCAAUAUGAUUAGGUUUGAUCUCUCUGUUUAUUCCUUCUAUUCCACUUUUAUCAGGUUACAGACAGGAAAGCAAGCACAGCUCAACAGUUGGUGAUUGGCUAAAAGUACAUAUAUAUAUACAUUAAAUGAUUGUUCAUUGGCCACAUUUUUUCGCAUAUAGUUUACCUUUUGUUCUACGUUCUGAAUAGCAUUCUGUUUUCUACAUCCAUGAGAAGGCCUAACAAGUUGUGACACAUCUUCAGCAUUCGUGAGGAAGCAUCUGUGAGAAGGCACACUAAAUUAUUACAAUUGCUACUUUCUUAUUAAUUCAAGGCCUACAAGACCAGCAUAGGAACAGUGCAGACUCUCAUACUGUUCCCUGGUAGCAGGGAUUGUUCAAACCCCCUAUCAAUAAAUCAUGACCUCACUCUUCUAAAAAUUCCUCUACAUGGAUCCUUUGUUCCAUGAGGUUCCCUGGCAUAACAGGAUUACCUUGGGUCCAGAAGGUUCUGCAGUGUCACACUGGACCAUUGGUUCCAUUGGCAGCCCCACACCAUCCCAGUGACCCCAUGGUUCCAUGAGUUCCACACUGUCAGCAAUGCUCUCCUCGGUUCAGGAGGCCCUGCUCUGAUACAAUGGACCUUUGGUUCCAGGGGGUUCCACUGCAGCACAAUGGAGCCUUUGUUCCAUGGGGUUCCAGUGUCACAGCUGACUCCUUGGUUCUGUGAGCCUCUGCUGUCACCAAAUGGCCAAAAUAUCAGAAUAAGGGUCCUUAACACUCAUUUGGUGUUUCAGAGAGCCUCCUUUAUACAGGCCUGAGGUCCAACAUGGGAUAACUCCUAACCUUAUGUGAACACGUGAUUCUACACGUGUUGCUUAUAUAGUUGCUAAAUGUGUAUUACAAUUUAGUCAUUUCCAUAAAACCCACCUGAACGUCCCAGAUUCACUCCUUGUUGUCUCUAUCACUGCACCCUUGAGCCAAAUGUCUUCUCUUCCAUCCAUCCUCACUGAGAAAGCAGGCCCUGCAGGCCUUGUUCCUGUGCUAAAAGUUCACAGGAAUAGUAAAAAUAAAAUUAGCCCUUUUGGUAUCAAGGCCAAGGCUCUGUGUGCCCAGGCAGAGGCAGGCAGGACGCAGAGCUGUCAGCAAAGGAAGGGCCCAGCCAGGUGGGGCAGCCGGGGGAUGGCGACAGCCUGCAGGGACAGAGGCGCAGGCCAUGGACACCGUAGCACAGCCUGGGCUGCACAGGGCACAGGCAUGGGCAGCAGCUGAAAGGCCCUGACACAGCCAACUCCUGCAGCACUUGGGCCAUGGCUGCUGGCCCUGGGCCUGAGGCAUCAGGAGGGGACAAGUGACCCUUGCAGGCCUGGGGCCUCAUUGCCUCCUUGUCCCUGCUCAGCAGCCUAACCCACCUGUCAUCACUGCCACCAGUUUUUUGAUUUAACUGAUCUGGAAACACUUUCUCAGUGGGACUCAAUAAAUCUUUAAGAAACUUUGGAGUUUUUAAUCUGACUGUGUUCUUGAGAAGUUUGUUGAACACUCUCUGAGGAACUGAGUCUGAUGUAAACAAUGCCAAACCUCAAGAGGCUCAUUAAAGUCCUUGUGCUGUGUCUGUGCUGCUGAGCUGGGAUGGGUUCCUGGCGCACAGGGAGUUCCUGGCAACCAAGAAGAGCUUUAAAAAGACAUUUCUCCAGAGGAGCAGCUCCUCUCCUGCCCAGCAGGGCUGAGGGCACUGCCUGCUGGCACUUGAGAGGAAUGAAGCAGACAGAGGCUGAAAGGAACAGGAAGGACAAUUCCGUGCUUCAUCGUGCAGAAAUGUUCCCCACUUGUGACAGGGUCCUGUGCCUUAGGAAGAUAUUCCAGGUUAAAACACCAGGACUGGUCCCUGCCCUCACUGUUCUAUUGCACUGACUGAAGGUCAGGACGGACUCCCAGGUGUCCUGCAGGUCAAGGUCUGGCUCCUCACUUAACAUUUGCAAGCAGCAAUCAGGGCUCCAGCAACCAAGCUUGGAAUGUCCAGACACAGCGAAUGUCAAACCGCAGCUCCAUCAGCCACUUCCUCCUGCUGCCAUUGGCACACACACGGCAGCUGCAGCUCCUGCACUUCUGCCUCUUCCUGGCCAUCUCCCUGGCUGCCCUCCUGGCCAACGGCCUCAUCAUCAGCGCCGCAGCCUGCGGCCACCUCCUGCACAGCCCCAUGUUCUUCUUCCUGCUCAACCUGGCCCUCAGCGACCUGGGCUCCAUCCUCACCACUGUGCCCAAAGCCAUGCACAAUUCCCUCUGGGACACCAGCAACAUCUCCUAUGAAGGAUGUGCUUCACAGGUGUUUUUUAUUUUCUUCUUCCUUGGAUCAGAGCUUGCCCUCCUGACCGUGAUGUGCUACGACCGCUACGUGUCCAUCUGCAAACCCCUGCACUACGGGACCCUCCUGGGCAGCAGAGCUUGUGCCCACAUGGCAGCAGCUGCCUGGGCCAGUGCCUUUCUCACUGCUCUGCUGCACACAGCCAAUACAUUUUCCCUGCCUCUGUGCCAUGGCAAUGCCCUGGGCCAGUUCUUCUGUGAAAUCCCACACAUCCUCAAGCUCUCCUGCUCCAAAUCCUACCUUAAGAAGUUUUGGCUUAUUGCUUUUAGUAUCUCUUUAGGACUUGGUUGUUUUGUGUUCAUUAUUUUCUCCUAUGUGCAGAUCUUCAGGGCUGUGCUGAGGAUCCCCUCUGAGCAGGGACGGCACAAAGCCUUUUCCACCUGCCUCCCUCACCUGGCCGUGGUCUCCCUGUUUCUCAGCACAUCAUUUUUUGCACACCUGAAGCCCUCUUUCAUCUCCUCCCCAUCCCUAGAUCUGGCCCUGUCAAUUCUGUAUUCGGUGGUGACUCCAGCCCUGAACCCCCUCAUCUACAGCCUGAGGAACCAGGAGCUCAAGGCUGCAGUGUGGAGACUGAUCACUGGACGAUUUCAGAAACAUUAAACUGCUGGCCAAUUUCUGUAAAUAGUUUGUAACAAAAGUCAUCUUUGAUAUUUCUUCCUGGUGUCAUUUUGGAGGUUGUUUUUCUCUGUUUGACUUUUUAAAUGUUGUCCACAAAGAAAUGUCAUUGUUUGUGUCCUUUCUGAUGUUGUUUCUCUCCACCGUUUCUGUGGCCAUGAACUGUUUCAAUCAGGGGCCACACUCUCUGUUGCUUUAAAUGAACUAAAGGACCUCUCGAAAGUUUUCUGCAGAGAUGCCCCUUUUGUUCCCUUCUCUGUGGCUGCAGCAGCAAUGUCUGUGUGCAGAGCUGGGGCAGAUCAGUGCUGGCACAGCAGCUGUGCCCAGCAGCAGCAGCACUUGGUGUUGCCAGUGCUGCUGCCGUGGCCCUGCCCCGCUGCCCUCCUGGCCCUGCUGUUGCUGUAGGGCCUGAGUGCUCUCGGGGCCGGGCACAGGGCUGGGGGUGGCAGUGCCGGGGCUGCAGCAGGGACAGGCCAUGGGCACUGCUGGGGCAGCGCUGACGCCUCAGGCCAGGGCCUGGGGGCUGCAGGCUCCUUGCCCAGGCUCUCUCCACAACACGGCCAGGCCAAUGCUCAGCACAGAAAAGCCCCGUCAGCAGCCCCAGGCUGGCCGUGGGCAGGCUGGGGGCAAACAGCAUGGCUGGG